CGUUUCCCCCUCCUUUUUGAGAAUUUUCUUCUUCUUUUCCCUUCUUUCUUGUUUUCCGUUCCGUCCUUCAGAGGCCUAGGUGCUAUGAGAAGAAAAAAGAAGAAGAAAAUAUGGCUCCACCGGCGUUUAUGUAUCGCAGUGACUAUCGUGAGUUGGCCAAAUCAGUUUACUCGGCCUCAGCCUCGAUCACGACCGUCUUCCUCUUUACCCGGCUGUGGGCUAGGUCGACCAAGUACAAGGGCCUAUGGUGGGACGAUUACAUCCUCAUCGCUGCAUGGGCCUGCCUGCUCGUCGCCCAUGGACUCUGCGCCGCGGCGCCCAUCUACUAUCAUUAUAAUGUCCUACAUUUACAUCCGGCGGGGAUCACGACACAUUUGGCUGGUCUCAGCUUCAUGUACGUCGCGGUUGCCAUCAGCAAGACGGCUUUUGCCACAACUCUCCUCAGGCUCACUGCAGGCCGUAUUCGUCUCGUGCUGUGGGCCAUCAUCAUUGCUAUGAACACCUAUACCGCAGUCAUGGUUAUUCAGACUUGGAUCGACGUCUGCGACUCCAUCGAGUACCCGUCCAUGAAGUCAACAUGCAUCCCGGCAACGACACAGGCCUACAUAGUUCUCGGCAACCUGGCAUUCCUCUUUGUUGUCGAUCUGACAUUGACAGUGCUCCCAUGGCGGAUGAUCAAGCAGGUCCGGUUCAUACCUGAAAAAGAGAAAUGGGGCGUCGCCGCCACCAUGAGCCUCGUCGGCGUCUCGAUGCCGAUCAGCAUUGUCAAGAUUGUCAUACUAUCCAUGGUGCCGCUCUGGGAGUUUGGCGAGUCGGAUUUCACGUACGGUGUCAUUGUCUUUUUGUGCUUCCUCCAGGCAGAGGCAGCAGUCUUCAUCAUCGCCCAGUCCGUCCCGGUCAUACGGAUUCUGUGGCACGGCUCCGCAGCCCCUUCACCACGCGGCACCAGGCAGGACGAGUCGAGAAAAGUAACGGAUACCAAACCGGUGGGUGCGGCCAUCCAAGGUACCGUCAGGAGCAUCGAGCUCGUGGAGCUGCCAUCUGGUAGGAUCGUCGCCGCCGACUCGGAGGAAGGCCGAGACUUCCAAGGCUCUCAGGCUGCGGUGGGCGGUGAAGGAGUCAAGCAGGUCACCGAACAGCCAACAGGCGAAGUCAGCAUGGAGGGACAUGCUGCUGCUGAUGAGGUUCAUAGACUUUGGGCUGACAUGGGCCUGUCCAGGAGGGCUUAUUCAACAUCACCAACACCUCCGCCUCAACUUAGGUAAAAGCAUUAUGAAGCGACAAAUCCGUAGCAUGAUGAGAAUGAAGGCCAAGAAACAUCAGUAAGUUUUCAGGAAAGUCAUCUUCGGAAUCUUUCAGAAGGCCCAUGCAGCAUGAAGUGGUACAUACUGCGUUUCAGUAGCAGUAUUUAAGCAGUGUCAUCUGCCCGCUGAGAGCCAUGACCUCACUGUGGGAACUUGAUUACCUACUUAUGUAGUUGAUAACGCAAAUGGACACUAUCCCUGGUCUUCCG
Cryphonectria parasitica EP155 is the source of this 1513-nucleotide messenger RNA. RefSeq lists its product as uncharacterized. NCBI's taxonomy places the organism in Eukaryota, Fungi, Ascomycota, Sordariomycetes, Diaporthales, Cryphonectriaceae. Bases 111 to 1265 code for a protein of 384 amino acids. The record is from RefSeq and is a predicted model, not a curated record. The transcript has 6 exons.